This is a messenger RNA of Boleophthalmus pectinirostris (great blue-spotted mudskipper), 1977 nucleotides long. RefSeq names its product potassium voltage-gated channel, Shaw-related subfamily, member 3b (gene kcnc3b). Bases 4 to 1977 code for a protein of 657 amino acids. Gene Ontology annotation, biological process: protein homooligomerization; potassium ion transmembrane transport. The record is from RefSeq and is a predicted model, not a curated record. Gene Ontology annotation, molecular function: protein binding; delayed rectifier potassium channel activity. Lineage: Eukaryota; Metazoa; Chordata; Actinopteri; Gobiiformes; Gobiidae. The transcript is spliced from 5 exons. Gene Ontology annotation, cellular component: dendrite membrane; voltage-gated potassium channel complex; neuronal cell body membrane.
UCUAUGCUCAGUUCGGUGUGUGUAUCCUCUUUCAAAGGGCGCAAGGGUGGGAACAAGUCGUCCAACAAAGCAUGUUACAGCGCAGACAUGACUUGUCCGUCGGAAAGCGAGAAAAUUGUCAUAAACUGCGGCGGGGUUCGCCAUGAGACUUACCGGAGCACCCUAAAGACGUUGCCCGGGACUCGCUUGUCGUGGCUCACGGAACCGGACGCAUUCAGCAACUUCGACUACGACCCUAAAUUGGACGAGUUUUUCUUUGACCGUCAUCCGUCUGUCUUCUCGUUCAUCCUCAACUAUUACCGCACAGGAAAGUUGCACUGUCCCAACGAUGUGUGCGGUCCGCUGUUCGAGGAGGAGCUCGCCUUUUGGGGUAUCGACGAGACGGACGUGGAGGCGUGUUGCUGGAUGAACUACCGCCAACAUCGGGACGCGGAGGAGGCAUUGGACAGCUUUGAGACACCAGAACCGGAGGCGCCGGAUGACGACCCUGCACUUGGAGGCGCAGAUGGAGACUUGAAAAGACUAUGUAUGCAGGAGGACGCCAGAAAAGCAGGAUGGUGGAAGACCUGGCAACCUAAAAUAUGGGCACUUUUUGAAGACCCUUACUCCUCCAAGUAUGCCCGGUAUGUGGCGUUUGGCUCCCUAUUCUUCAUUCUCAUUUCGAUCUCCACUUUUUGCAUGGAGACGCAUGAGGCCUUCAACAGGAUUCUCAACAAGACUGAGAAUGUCACAGUGGGAAACAUCACCCGAGAAGAGAUGGUAUAUGAGGUGGUGACUGACAGUUGGUUGACAUAUGUAGAGGGGGUCUGUGUGAUCUGGUUCACCAUUGAAGUGCUGCUACGAGUCACUUUCUGCCCAGACAAAUUGGAAUUUUUCAAAAGCACCCUAAACAUUAUUGACUUUGUUGCUAUUCUUCCAUUCUAUUUGGAGGUAGGCCUGAGUGGUCUGUCCUCUAAAGCUGCCAAGGAUGUCCUAGGAUUCCUGCGUGUUGUCCGGUUUGUCCGUAUCCUCCGAAUCUUCAAGCUUACUCGCCAUUUUGUAGGUCUGCGCGUCCUUGGCCACACCCUUCGAGCCAGCACCAAUGAAUUCCUUCUGCUCAUUAUCUUCUUAGCGCUUGGUGUCCUCAUUUUUGCCACUAUGAUUUACUAUGCCGAAAGAAUUGGUGCCGACCCAGAUGACCCGACUGCCAGUCGCCACACUAACUUCAAGAACAUUCCCAUUGGAUUCUGGUGGGCCGUUGUGACCAUGACCACACUGGGAUAUGGAGAUAUGUACCCAGAGACGUGGUCGGGAAUGCUGGUGGGCGCGCUUUGUGCCUUGGCUGGUGUGCUGACCAUUGCUAUGCCCGUACCUGUUAUUGUCAACAACUUCGGCAUGUACUACUCUCUGGCAAUGGCCAAACAAAAGCUGCCCAAAAAGAAGAACAAACAUAUCCCUCGAGCUCCCCAACCAGGGUCACCCAACUACUGCAAGCCUGAUGCGUUGGCAAUGGCUACUGCAUCACCACAAAGACUUUUGGGAAAUGUUCUUGGUGGGGUAAUGGGGUCUGGGGGAAUAGGGGGUGACUGUCCUCUCGCCCAAGAAGAAAUUAUAGAGAUAAAUAGAGAUUCGAAGCAGAAUGGUGAUGCGGCCUCAGCUGCUUUGGCAAAUGAGGACUGCCCCACCAUCGACCAAGUGCUGAGUCCAGACGAGAGGAGUCCCAUUGGGCGGGGGCCUACACGGGAACGCUACCAGCAGGACCGUGCCUGCUUCCUGCUCAACACCAGGGAAUUCCGUGCCACAGAUGGGAAUGUGCGGAAAGGUUGUGUCAUAUCACGCGUGUCAUCAGGCGAUGAAAAAUCUCGAAGCCUCAGUAAUAUUUCAGGAAUGGCCGGGUCAUCCCUGCGACUCGCUCCCAUUGCUAGUCCACAUUUUGAAACAUAUGAAACCCCAGGCCCACUGCGCCGCUGCCGUUCUCCCAUCCCAUCCAUUUUGUAG